Molecule: messenger RNA, 1296 nt
Organism: Arctia plantaginis
Lineage: Eukaryota; Metazoa; Arthropoda; Insecta; Lepidoptera; Erebidae
Source: the annotation of a GenBank genome assembly
AUGUCUAAAGUGCUAAUGAUAAGACAUUUGCCGUCUUCACUUUCAUUAAAAGACAAAGAACAACUUUUAAAACACUUUGGGGCUGAAAAAGUUUGGGAAACAAGAUCCAAACGCAAUUAUCUUUUUGCUUCUUUUAGCAAUGUUGAGAGAGCGAAAGCAUCACUUACACGGCUACAUCAGCUUGAAAUAGCCCAGAGAAGAUUAGUUGUGGAGUAUUCUUACGACAAGGAGCCGGUGACGAGUAAUAAGCCGGGAAUAGAACAAAACUCGGAAACAACCAAGUUAAUAAAAGAGUUUCUGAAGACUUUAAAUGCUUGGAAUCCAUCAGUGGAUUUUUAUCAACCUCCCCCAGCACAUUUAAGCUAUAAAUAUCCAGAUAUUACUCCAGAAAUAGCAGUAAGUGUGGUUCAUGCACUGUUUUCUCAUAAACCAUUCUACGUACAAACUCUUCAUUUGAUGAAUAAAAUGUGCCUUGAUAAUCCUUUUCAAGAGAAUAUAGCAGCUAUGACUGUUUUCAAAGAUAUAUUUAAGAAGUUGUUUUUAAGUGAAUUGCAGCAACAAGUGACACAAGUACCUCAAAGUGAGACAGAAUCUGAAAUAUCUUCUGCAGAAGACGAACACAAGACACAACCAACACAAAUAGUUAUCAGAAGGAAGCGAAAACUGCCUGUUCCUAAAGUUCGUCCGACUAGUGUGUUAUCUGCACCGACACCACCUAAAUUGAAAAAAGUGGUUAUAAGCCAAGAAGAAGCCUUUGAAACAGUCACUCCAAUAAUAGAACCAAAGAAAAUAUUAGUUAAUGUCCAUCAAGAUGCAUUACAGAAACCAUCUGAAGAUCCAGAAGUAGUGGGUGAACUUGGUAAAUUCCAGAAAGAGGAACAACCAGUUGAAGUUGAAGAGAAACAGCCGGAGCCAGAGCAACCAACCAUAACUAAAAAAGAACUUCUGCGUAAUAGGAUAUCAUACAGUGAUAUGAAAAUAUUGCCAGUAUUCAAAAAUUAUCAUCCAGGAGAACCAUCAAUGAGGUUAUACAUAAAAAAUUUGGCCAAGUCAGUUACAGAUCAAGAUGUUAAGAGAAUAUAUAAGCGUUAUGUAGAAAAAAUGACAGAUGAGGAAUUGACUGGAUUUGAUGUACGAGUUAUGCAAGAAGGAAGAAUGAAGGGGCAAGGGUUCGUGACAUUUCCCUCUGUGAGGAUAGCAGAAACAGCCCUGAAUGAAACAAAUGGAUAUUUAUUGAAAGAGAGACCAAUGGUUGUGCAGUUUGCCAGGGCUGCCAAUAAAAAAACAAUUGAAUGA